AUGGGUGUGCCGAAGUUUUAUCGGUGGAUAAGUCAGCGCUACCCGUGUAUUAAUCAGAUACUGCAGCCAAAUGAGACGAUCCCAAUUGAUCAUUUAUACCUUGAUUUGAAUGGUAUCAUCCACACUUCUUCACACUGUGAUGAUGGAAAUCCAAAUAUCUAUGACGAAGAUUCCGUGUUUCAAACUAUCGCAACUUACUUGAAACACAUAAUCUGUCUAAUAAGGCCACAGAAAACUAUUUUCCUCGCUGUUGAUGGUGUAGCACCACGUGCGAAGAUGACUCAGCAACGGGCUCGUCGUUUUGUGUAG
Messenger RNA from Hydatigera taeniaeformis, 309 nucleotides. Lineage: Eukaryota; Metazoa; Platyhelminthes; Cestoda; Cyclophyllidea; Taeniidae. The record is from the annotation of a GenBank genome assembly.